GUGGACCCUGAUUAUGACUAAUUUCGUACUGUUGUAAAGCCUUAGUGCCAGUGCUGUAAUCUUUGGGAAUUUAAAGUUUGUGCAAACCUCAAGACUUUUAUUUUGAUAAUAGCGGAGAUGAAGUGGACGCGGAAUUGCCACAGAACUGAACACAAGCGUAAUAAUUAGCAGUUUAGCACGUUCGUGCCGUGAAACCAUACAACCCCUAUAUGGUUUUAUAGCAUUACAUCUGAAUAGUAUUGUUGUUGUCAUCACACCCUGACGUUUAAUUCGGGACAACAAGCUACUCAGCGUUUACGAAGAGGAUGGCGCAUUACCGCGCAUUUCACACACAGCUCGCAACCAUCAUGGAAACCCUGACGCGGGCGGCAGUGGCAGAAAUCUGCGAGCUCGUGGAUGACGGAUACGCGAUUUUACACAUGGAGAUUUCACGGCAUCAGAAGGAGAAUGAAGAACUGCGGCGGAAACUUCAGCUCAUCGAAUCCAUUGUUGCUGCGCGCGGCUACAGCGAUGAGACUGCGGCCGUGCACGAGGCCACGAGCUGCCGCGCUCGCGCGAAGUCACGAGAUUCAGAGGAGCAUGCUCUCGUAACAGUGCAGGUCAAAGAGGAAGGUCAGGAACCACAAAAUGAUGAUGAAGAUGAUGAUGAUGCUGUGGUAAAUCAUGAUUCUCCAGAUGAGGAAGCCAUAGAGCUCUUGUCACAUAAAGAUACAGCCUCUGCAAAUGAUGAUGGCCAUACCCACCCACUCACAGACACACACUCACCAAGCCUUCCCCCACACCUACUCGUAGAUACACACUCGCACACUGAGGAAUCCCAACAAUCCAGCAUGGACCUGACAGCUUCUGAUGAACCUCUUUGUUCUUUUAACACACAGAGUAAUGUGCACUCACUGUCCGACGCACACAAUGAUGCCACCAGUCAUAGCCACACAUAUCCAGAUAAGACGUGUAUGAAGAGAGACCCUAUGGUGUCUGAUUUGAAUCUUACUUUGGACUGGAGCACACACUCAGUGCAUAACACACUGUCACAUUCCUCAGGAGGAAAUGGCACGAGGACACUUGCUGCCCACAGUUCCCCUCUCUAUAAUGCACAGCACUUGCUUGGACUGGGUAACGUGGCUGGGUUGGGGUUGUUUGGAGGACGUGGUUCACUCCAAGGGGCUGGAGCUGGUAAAAGGCAUUUUAUCUGUUCCAUCUGCGGCAAGAACUUCACAACAGCACAGAGCCUUGACACACACAUGCGUAUACAUACGGGUGAGCGUCCAUACCGCUGUGAGCAGUGUGGCAAGCGCUUUACUCAGUCUGGCCACCUUACAGCACACCAGACUGUUCACACUGGAGAAAGACCGUAUGAGUGCACGCACUGUGGCAAACGUUUUGCAGGGAAGCAGUACCUGCGAAUACACACAAAGAAACACCAUCCUGAAUAAUAAGAUUCAAGCAGACACCACGGAAAAUACACACUAAUCUGCAUACAUGUACUAAUCCAUGAUACACUACACUGUGUAACAACAGAUAUUUAUUCACACAUAUGUGCUUUCCAGGGGACAUUGAAACAGGCAAAUACACAUGACCUUUCCACGCUACCAUUUCAUGCAUCCCGAGGAGGAUUAAGAACACGUUCUUCACCAGGAAGCCAAAACCUAAGGAGGUCCUUUGGGAGUCACAAGGGAGUUUCAAACAUGUGACCAUCAAAUCCUAACCAAUCAUUCUCACCUUCUCAAUUGUCCAUUAAUGAACCUAUUCUCAGUCUGAAAAAGCUACUUGGAUGAGUAGUAAAUCGUUUUUUUGAACCAACCAGUUCAGUCGACAUAAACUUGUUCUUCUUGACGACUGAGAAUCUUCGUCGACACACAUGAAUGAAAUAAUUGUUUUGAAUUUAAAAACAAUAAAAAUAGUCCACAAACUAAACACCAACCUAUUCUGGAGUUGUCUUGAUAGCAAUGUCUGAGUCACAAAGACUAAAUGUUAAAGUAUUUCAUUAAAAAUGAUUUUAGUCAGUAAAGCCUUUCGUAGGAAUAUAGCAAAGAAAACGAUCUACUAUUGAAAUAGUCUUGUGAGUAUCACAGAAAAAUCUAGAUUCAGGAUAUUUUCAUUAUUAUGGAACUGAACUUGGCUGUGUACACCACGCAGGAAGAAGGCAGGCAAAUUCCACCUGUCUGUGUCAUAAAUAAAUAAAGCAUAAGGAAAAUA
Clarias gariepinus (North African catfish) is the source of this 2196-nucleotide messenger RNA. RefSeq names its product zinc finger protein 235. The record is from RefSeq and is a predicted model, not a curated record. Lineage: Eukaryota; Metazoa; Chordata; Actinopteri; Siluriformes; Clariidae. Bases 306 to 1433 code for a protein of 375 amino acids. Gene Ontology annotation, cellular component: nucleus. The transcript has 3 exons.